Messenger RNA from Raphanus sativus (radish), 1239 nucleotides. RefSeq lists its product as uncharacterized. Lineage: Eukaryota; Viridiplantae; Streptophyta; Magnoliopsida; Brassicales; Brassicaceae. The record is from RefSeq and is a predicted model, not a curated record. The transcript has 2 exons. The coding region runs from base 115 to 1074 and encodes 319 amino acids.
GUAUAAUGUUUUAAUUGCUGUUGGAGUGAAUAAAAUAACAAUAUCGACUAAGUGGUAAUUUAAGGUUUUUGAUAGUGAGAAAAGAAAGAUCUCAAGAAACACAUAACACAGAGAAUGACAACGAAGAAGACUAAACUAGAGAACUUGCUUUCUCCUUCAUCUUCAUGGCGAGAAAACCAUAAUCCUCCUCGGAGAAACUCAAAUUCCUCCGCUGUUUCCUCUGGCUGCCUCCCUGGGUUCUUCAACCUCUUUCUGUCAACCUUCAACUUCUCUUCCAACCGCCGCAAAUCCAUCACUUUGGGAUCUAAAAAACAAGAAGAGAGAACCGUCGUCUACGUUUCUCCUCCGGAAGAUGCAUCAAACGUAGUCGUCAAGCCGCCGCUUCAACACAACGAAGGAGAGGGAGAUGCAACGAGGGUGAGUCUUGUCGGAGCGUUAGAGAAAUGCGAUAGGGACUUAGAGGAGCUCCGGAGAACCAUCAACGUCAUAAAAACCACUUACCUUCUUCACAAAAAACUUGAGGUUUCACCACCAACGGCAUGUACCGGAGAUGUCGUCGCGGGGCCGCAACCAAGUAAGAACACCAAGACGACAAUACACGAAACAGACACGGACACAACAAUAUUGUCGAAGAUGAUGAACAAUCACGAGUAUAAAGACAACAAAACAUACAAAGUCAACAACAUUAACCUAAUCACUAGACCUGAUCAUUAUGACGUCAUUUCCAAGAGAGCAACGAUGGAUACGCAUUGCACGACGCCACCUGAGGUGCGGAAGGUAAGAUCACGGAGUUUGAUGGACAGCGUGAACCAGGUUUGUGAUGACUUAGCAUCUGGUCAACGAAGAGAGGUUGCUAAGAUCGGUUUGGCCCUUCAUGACCACAUAUGCCGGGAUUUGAUCACAGAGAUCGUUGGCGAGCUCUCCUUUUCUUACUACUAUGACGAUGACGAGUGUCGUAAGUCGGCGGUGGAUUCUGUUGAUUGUUACGGCAGAGGAGGUGGACGCCGACACAUCCGACGUGGUGGUACCAACUCACUCCCGCUCGACGCAUUUCGAAGAAAAUUAGUGUUUUGAUGUGAUCGAUCUCUUUUGUUUUUUGUUUUGUAUGUCUUAGUCGCCACAGUUUCACUACACGUGUUGUAGCUCUUAUUUUACAAUCUUGUUGUAUUAAUAAUCUAAGACAUUGUUACCAAAAAAAUAAUCUAAGUAAAUGGUGCAAAUGGUUGGGUUUAAUGAUAA